UUAGUUGCUCUCUUUGCUGAUUAUGCCCACCUAUUAAUUCAAUUCAAUUCCCCUCAGAACAAACCACUCUAGUUUCUCAGAUGGAUCCGUGUCCCUUCGUCCGGAUCCUCGUCGGAAACCUCGCCAUCAAAUCUCCGGCAUCAUCGAAGCCUUCUUUCUCCGGCAAAGUGCACCCAUCAAGUUCCCCAUGUUUCUGCGAGAUCAAACUCAAGGGCGUGGGCUUCGAUUCCCCUGGCUGUCACGUGGCCACAGUGCCUCUAAUAUCGGAGACACAGCCUCAACCUCACUCAAUCGCUGCUUGCUUCGAUUUCACGAAAGCCCAAAUCCUAAAGGUCUCCAAGAACCCUCGUAUCAAGAUCUAUCUUUACAAGGGGCGGAAAACACCCUCGUGUGCCUUCAGCUCCGCCAAACUAUUGGGCAAGAUUUCGGUGCCACUUGAUCUCACCUUGGCAGACUCCAGACCCUGCAUGUUCCACAAUGGUUGGGUCAACUCGUCGGGUCAGUUAUUGCAUUUAACAGUCCGGGCCGAACCCGACCCGAGAUUCGUCUUUCGGUUCGACGGCGAACCGGAAUGCAGUCCUCAGGUCUUUCAAGUCAGAGGGGAUGUUAAGCAACCGGUUUUCACUUGCAAGUUCAGUUUCAGAGAUAGAAACCCGGGCCAGUUCCCUUCGGUGAAUGCGAAUCAUGUAGCGGAGCGUAAAGGAUGGUCCAUUACCGUUCACGAUUUGUCCGGUUCGCCCGUUGCGGCUGCGUCUAUGGUCACGCCGUUCGUUCCCUCACCAGGUUCGCAGCGGGUCAGCCGGUCCAACCCUGGAGCCUGGCUCAUAAUCCGACCCGAUGGAGAUGGCACGUGGAAACCUUGGGGCCGCCUUGAGGCAUGGCGCGAACACAGCAACUCCAACGCCGUCGGGUACCGGUUCGAGGUGCUUCCGGCCACCGCCGACCCGGUGGUCCUCGCCGAGUCCAGCAUCAGUUCCCAACAUGGCGGGAAAUUCACCAUCGAUGUUACCUCCGGCGUUACCCCGGUGAAUACUCCACAUGGCAGCUGGGAUUUCGGGUCCGGGUCAAGGCCCCGUUCUGGAUGCCUUUCGAAUUUCGGGUCCGGUUCUAGGCCUGGUUCUGGAUCCGGUUCGGAUUUCGGGUUGGAGCAGCAAUUAUUGUACAAGGGGUUUGUGAUGUCGGCGACGGUGGACGGCAAAAGAAAGUGUAGCAAGCCGGAGGUGGAGGUUGGGGUGAAGCACGUGACUUGCACGGAGGAUGCUGCGGCUUUCGUUGCUCUUGCCGCAGCCGUGGAUUUGAGCAUGGAUGCUUGCAAGUUGUUCUCUCAGAAGCUCCGAAAGGAGUUGAGGCAGUAGAUUCGGGUGUCUGUCGUUUCGAGGUUAAUUGCUCUAGUAAUCCGGAGUAACAUUGAGUACUGACUUUUUUUUUUUUUUUUUUUGAGUAAAAAUGUACAGUUGAGAUGAGAAAUUAUUUGGCAGGAUCAUUCUUUGAAUUGAAUAUUUUUCUUAGCUAAGACAGAAAUUUUUGAAUUCCGAUUUUGCUCAUGGAUCAGGUCUUAGUAUUCUUUUAUUUUGCUUAUUCUGAUGAUGGGUUUGUACAGUACUUUUAAUUCAUGUCUCUUGUGUUGGAAUUUGUUGUGAGAUUA
This is a messenger RNA of Gastrolobium bilobum, 1645 nucleotides long. RefSeq lists its product as uncharacterized. The transcript has a single exon. Lineage: Eukaryota; Viridiplantae; Streptophyta; Magnoliopsida; Fabales; Fabaceae. Bases 81 to 1355 code for a protein of 424 amino acids. The record is from RefSeq and is a predicted model, not a curated record.